AUGGUGUCCUUUACUAUUGUCGCAGCCGCCGUGCUAGUUUCUCUUCACAACGCCCUUGCGGUACCUAGCGGCAUCACCUCGCUCAUUAACCAUGAAACCGUGGGAAAACAGCUCGAAGCCCGUCAAGGUGGUUACUACUCUUUCUGGUCCGAGGGAGGCGGCUCUUUCCGUUGCAAUCAGCAGGGCGGUGGGAAGUAUACGUGCAAUUGGUCAGGCCAGCCUGGUGGAGGCUUCGUCGCUGGUACCGGCUUCAAGCCUGGCGGUUCGAGGACCGUGAAAUACUCCGGUACAUACGAUGCCAAAGGGCCCGGCUACCUCGCUCUUUACGGUUGGACGCGUAACCCCCUCAUCGAAUACUACAUCAUCGAAUCUUACGACGUUCUUGCCCCUGGUGAACCUUGGACGCGCAAAGGUAACUUCACUUUUGAAGAAGGCACCUAUGAGCUCUACACUAGUCAGCGGGUGAACAAGCCGUCGAUCGAAGGUACGCGCACUUUCACACAAUUCUGGUCGGUGAGGACAGAGAAGAGGGUUGGCGGAACAAUCACUACACAGAAGCAUUUCGAUGCAUGGAGCAAGGCCGGAAUGAGGUUGGGUGGCCAUGACUAUAUGAUUCUUUGUACGGAGGGAUUUGCAAAUGGAACAUUGCUGCCGAGUGGAAGUAGUAGCAUCACGGUAAGCUAG
Molecule: messenger RNA, 684 nt
Organism: Alternaria atra
Lineage: Eukaryota; Fungi; Ascomycota; Dothideomycetes; Pleosporales; Pleosporaceae
Exons: 2
Coding region: 1-684 (227 amino acids)
Biological process (GO): xylan catabolic process
Molecular function (GO): hydrolase activity, hydrolyzing O-glycosyl compounds
Source: RefSeq, a predicted model, not a curated record